CUCUUUCUUUCUUUUCUUUUUCUUUUGCAAUCAAUUACAGUUGUUUCUUAUCAGAUGUUAACGAAAAAAUGCAAUGCUUGCAAUAACAGUCGCUGAUGUCCCUUGCGGCCAAGGAAAUAUUGGUAUACGCACGGCAAGACUAGUCGGGGGACAAAAUGCGAUACCGCACGAGUUUCCUUGGAUGGUGAGCAUCAGCAGAAAAGGAGGACACUUUUGCGGUGGUACAAUACUUAAUUCAAAAUACGUUCUGACUGCGGCCCAUUGCCUAUGUUCGUAAGUAAAUUUCAUGUAUAUUCUCUAUAUUACACACAAUUGCGCGAUUUUACUAAUUAACUAGCAUUUUAAUAAA
Messenger RNA from Apis florea (little honeybee), 349 nucleotides. Its product is annotated as clotting factor G beta subunit. Gene Ontology annotation, molecular function: serine-type endopeptidase activity. Gene Ontology annotation, biological process: proteolysis. Lineage: Eukaryota; Metazoa; Arthropoda; Insecta; Hymenoptera; Apidae. The record is from RefSeq and is a predicted model, not a curated record.